GCUGAGUCUCUUCCUUCUGCAGCGGCAGCAAGAUUAUGCGUCGCCAUACUGAUACCGAGGGCUUCUCCAAAGGUUUUCCUACUUCUAAAGCGAUUUGGAUAUAUAUAGCCAAGGAAACAGAGGAGCUGCAAGGGGACCACCCCCGAUUAUGUGCGACAGCGGUGCAAAGUGCGGACGGAUAUCUCACGGGCUGCUCUCCAGACAACACUGUGCCUCAGCCGCAGAAUCUGGAGCGCGUAUCCCUAAGGAGAAAUCACUGCAAUAUUCCUUUAAUAUUCCUAAAUAGAUGUACGGUUUUUCUAAGACCGCAUAGUAGUUAGUUUAUAGUGACCUUAUUAGUUCAUACUUUAUGAUUUAUGUUUGUUGACAUUAUUAUGCCAUAGGGUUGUCUUUUAGGCAUUGAAUGUUUUGACUUACACGCGCUGCAUGAUAUUUUGAAGUUUUGGUGUGAUUUUUUUUUUUUUUUUCAUAAAAGGCUGACCUAUAACAUUUAUUUUAUAUUGAAACACUUCAAAAUCAGCAAAGCUUGAUGCGCCUACCGCUGUUGUUUAUUUACAGUCUUUGUGCAUCAUUUGCACCUUGGCAUAAAGUUUUGUCGCUUGUCCGGCUGAAGCCUGUGUGUAUGUUUUGGUGCCUCGUCCGCGCGGGAAGCACCUGAGGAAUUUGCUUUGCGGGCCAAGGUGGGACGGCCUGCCUCGUGAGUCGCGGGGGGCGCGUGUCUCACCCACACAUUAAUUAAAUCUCCGGUUCCAUCCGAGGCUCUGACAUGCACCGGGGGAACGUGCACGGGCAGCGACAAUCACGAUGGAAAGCUCAUGCACGCUGAUAACCAUCAAAUGACACCAAACACGUGCUGUCAUAUUUAGCUGGCCUGUAUCCAAAAUUAAUACCCACAUUAAGCUUUGCCACGCACCGGAGUGACUUGUUAACAGGCGCAGCUGACACCCUAUUUCUGUCUGCACCCUGCAAUCAUUUGCCGGGGGACCCAGGUUGUAAAAUGAGGCUGGGAGGCAUCUUUUUACUCGUCGCUCUCGGCUCCUUUACCGCUUAUUACAUUUAUGAACCCAUUCCUGAGGAGAUAGAGGAGAGAUGGAAACUUAUGCUGACCAACUCCUUCUUCAGAACUCUCAGCCACCUGGCAGACUUCAGUGAAUUGGUGGGGCUGAAGGACUACAUGGGGGUGAUGUACUUCAUCACCCUGGUGGAGGGGGUAGUGCCUGUAUCUGACGAGCGUGUCCAGGUGACGGAGGAGACGUUUGAUGGCGUGGAUGUUGUGCUGUACCAGCCCAAGCAGCUAGGCAGUGACUCUGAGCUCAGGAGAGCUGUCAUCUACCUGCAUGGUGGAGGAUGGUGUCUCGGCAGCUCCCGGAUGAGUCCGUAUGAUCUCCUGGCCCGAGAAAUGGUCACUGAGCUGAAUGCAGUGGUCCUUUCUGUGGAAUACCGCCUGGCCCCAGCACACCACUUCCCUGUCCCGUAUGAGGAUGUGUACAGGGUUGUCAAACACUUCCUCCAGAGGGGGGUGCUGGCUCAGUAUUCUGUGGACCCGGGACGCAUUGCUGUGUCUGGGGACAGCGCUGGUGGGAACCUGGCGGCGGCAGUGUCCCAGCAGUUACAGCAAGAGCCUGUGCAGCAGGUUCAAUUAAAGGCCCAAGCCCUGCUCUAUCCGGUGCUGCAGGCUUUGGAUCUCAACACCCCAUCAUACCAGCAGAAUCGGGACAUGCCCAUUCUGCCCCGCACGCUCAUGGUGCGCUUCUGGAGUGAAUACUUCACCAGUGACAAGGCCUUUUUCAGAGCCAUGAUGGCCAACGCCCACAACAGCCCUGAGUCAGCCAGCCUGCUCAAGUUUGUCAACUGGAGCGCCUUCCUGCCCGAGUCGUACCACAGAAAGUACAACUACAGCGCCCCUGCUGUGGUGCAUGGAGUCGGGGGAGAGGGAGCCGGGAUGGAUGGGCCGUCUAGAUCUAUCACUGACCCGAGGGCGUCACCUCUGCUGGUUCCAGAUGCAACCUUACGCUCUCUGCCCAAGGCCUACGUUCUCACAUGUGAGUACGAUGUUCUCCGGGAUGAUGGGAUGAUGUAUGUCACACGGCUCCGCGGCGCCGGUGUUGAGGUGACACACGAACACUAUGACACCGGAUUCCACGGAGCACUGAUGUUCACGGUGUGGCCCACUGACUUCCUGAUUGCACGCCGCAUGACGGACAACUAUGUCCAAUGGCUGAAGGAAAACUUGUAAAAGAAGAGAGGAGGAAAAUGUCGUCGACUGAGUGCUCAUUCCUGUGUUUCCAGACAAUGCACUUGGUUGUUUGGGCGAUUAAAUGUUUUCCCCUCUCUGUUGUUUUCAACUUUUUAACCUUUCAUUUCAGUUUUGUUUUUGGUUAUGCUUUUGUGUUUCUGUAAAUAUAUUAAUGUACACAUUUAAGGUUUUUCCAUUCUUUUUGCAUUGCACCACACUAGUGAUGUUAGAUAUCAGUGGGGUUUGGGUUCUAAAGGGGUUUUUGAAUGUGCUAUAAAUCUUAAAGAACACAAAAGAAAAACAUUUUUUGUUUUCCUGACAUUUUCACAGCAGCAAGGAGUGAUAACCAGUUAGGCCAAAAUUGACAAAAGGAUUGAAAGCAGCUGAUACUGAAACCUCAUGUUUUUCAUUUUAACAGAUUGUUUAAUUUGUUAUUUUUUAAAAAAAAGCAUGAAAACAACCCAGCAGUGGACUACUAGACAAAGCCUUUAGGUGUCCUCUAGAGAAAAAUUAGCCCUUCUUACAUACUCCAUACAAAUGUGGCAUGCAGGGAUCAAUAAAACUAACGAGUGAAUCAUCUCAUUUCCAAAUACAGCACUUCCAGAAGCAUAUCAGCAAAUGUAAGACAAAUCUAUUUAUGCUCAGUGAAAGGCAUAUAUCAGGGCUUCCUGGAGUUUCAGCAGUUGCAUUUUAAGGAAAAAUGUUUGAAAUUAUUGUGGAGUUGUAAUAAGUCUUUGUAAUUCCCAGACUAUGGACAGGUAGUUACUGGUCCUGUGUGGUGGAGGUCAGGUUGUAUUGAUCUCCUUGCCCUAAGGCCCAGUCAUCAUGUGAGGUGGACUGAAGCUAUUCACGUGCGUCUGCCUCUCGCUUUGAAAUAUGUAACGGGACCUCCCUCUCUUUCUCUCUCUCUGUGGGUGAGUUCAUCUUGUGAUUUCUGUGCACAUGGGGUGGCUAUCUUAACUGAUAACUCAGAGGGAUACAGGGGUUACAGAAAACACUCCUUUUUCUAUGAUUGUUCAAAUGUCUGUGGUUAACCGAAUGUGCUGUUUUUUAGGCUUUGGGAUUCAAACAGAGUUGGAGUUGAUUUGAAACAGUUGAAAGUCAGCACUUUUCAGCCAUGGUCUUCUUUGAAUAUCUUCCAGGGACUGUUCUUUGUUUUCCACUCUUUAUCUUUAUCAGCACAACAUCAGAAAAUGGCUCUUGAUUGUUCCAAAUGAAUGGCGUCUCAGAAAUGUGGUUAUUCUGCUUAAGUGACGUUCCUGACUUGUAAAUAUGAUUGUUUAUUUUUAUGUUUUGAGUUGCUGCUGUACAUGAUGUGCGUAAAAUAUGUGUAAUUUUUAAAUUCGAUAUUUUCUGAAAAUAAACUGACCCAACCUCUCA
Messenger RNA from Myripristis murdjan (pinecone soldierfish), 3616 nucleotides. It is a transcript of the gene aadac, whose product is annotated as arylacetamide deacetylase. The transcript has 5 exons. NCBI's taxonomy places the organism in Eukaryota, Metazoa, Chordata, Actinopteri, Holocentriformes, Holocentridae. The coding region runs from base 998 to 2236 and encodes 412 amino acids. Gene Ontology annotation, cellular component: membrane. Gene Ontology annotation, molecular function: carboxylic ester hydrolase activity. The record is from RefSeq and is a predicted model, not a curated record.